AUGACGCCGACAUCAGCCCUGCUCCUUGCCUUUCUUGGCCUGUGCGCCCUGAGCACCGUCGAUGCCGCAGUGCCCCUAGUGACGAAAAUCGUCUUCUUCAACUCUUCAUACACAGACGCUAACCACAAAGCCGAAACGGGUGACGACAAGUACAGUGUCGAACUGCGCGAAUGGAACACCUUCGGCCGCAGUUAUCCCUUUGGUGGAUGCUCUGGCAACAUGUACGGAUUUGAUGAAAACUGCACAAUCACGGCGCUCGCGGGUGACGACGCGGGCAAAUUCUGGGAAUCGACUGACUUUUUCCUGCGCAUCCGAAUCAAGAGCAGCCUGAUGCCCGAUAAGGAAGCCGUCCGAUGGCAUCGGCUUGGACAAGCAGUCAAAGAACAGUGUCCGGCACUACGUCGGAUCGCUGAAGGUCGGCGACCA
Molecule: messenger RNA, 426 nt
Organism: Mesorhabditis spiculigera
Lineage: Eukaryota; Metazoa; Nematoda; Chromadorea; Rhabditida; Rhabditidae
Source: the annotation of a GenBank genome assembly